ACGCUAGCCUUCUCGUGUUACCUUAAGAGGAACAUUUCUUGAGAAGCGAAAACUUUCAUUGCAACAGUCUCUGCACGGACGCUCARCUCUCUUCAGAAAUGAAACUGCAGAUUUUCUUAGCUUCUGCUCUGGCGUUUCUCCUCAGGACUUCAGCUCUCCAACAUGAUUUUAUGACGUCAUYCAAGGAUGUGACGUCACUUGACAUCAGCAACGAGGAUCGAGAACUCGAACGUUUGAUGGAUUUAACUGAUCAUGAGCUUAGCAGUGAAGCACAAAGACUACAGUGUUACAGCUGCGCCAGCACAGAAUCAUGGGAAGACUGCGAACACAACCAAAUCCUAGUUGGAUGUCCCAAAGCCUCGACCCGAUGUAUCACUGGAUCUWUUACACUCAAGAAACCCCAUGGUCCAAUGAUUACUGAAUACUUCAAAAGUUGCGUGUCUACAGAAAAAUGCUMCACCCAGCACUUCCCAGCAUGCUUAGCAGGGUCUAAAGAAUCUGCGCAGUGCUCAAUAGAUUGUUGUGACCAGAGAUACUGCAACAAAGACGUCUACCAAGGGCCAGGCAUGGCUUUCAAGGGUGGCCAAAGUAAUGAUUUCAAGCAACUUGAAGAGAGAGAAAAUAAAAGGCAAUUCUCUUUCAACUGUCAACCACCAUGUUUAAUCUACGCCACCGUCACCCAGAUCAACGGCAUCGAGUUACAAACCUCCCGAAAAGUACAAGGAAUGACGUCACUUAAAGACGUCAGAGCCAUCGACGUUGACGUGGCAACACAGAGCCUGUACUGGAGUGACAAGAGCGAACAUGUGAUCAAAAGAUCGAAUCUCCUUAGUGGAGCUACUGAGGUUGUAAUUGGAGGAGAGARUGGUGUUUAUGAUGGAAUAGCUGUAGAGUGGGUUGGGAGAUUAUUGUACUGGACCGAUUUGGCGCACAAGAGGAUUGGAGUGGCGAARCUUGAUGGCUCGUCCAGGAAAACUAUCAUCGAUCAGAAUAUAGACAAGCCACGAGCUAUUGUAGUGGAACCAGAACAAGGAAUCCUCUUCUUCACCGACUGGGGAGCAGCACCUCGCCUCGAACGAUCAUCUCUAUCCGGCCAGKAUCGUCGUGUUCUCAUCUCUACAGGAAUAAGUUGGCCAAAUGGACUAGUCAUCGAUUACCCCAACAAGAAACUCUACAUCUGUGAAUCAUACCUUGAUCGUAUAGAGUCAAUAAACUAUGACGGCUCUAGUAGGCGUGUUCUGUACAGUGUACCCAACAUCCACCCAUUUGAUCUUGCUCUGUACGACWCCACCCUAUUCUGGGGUGACUGGCAAAGUAGGUCGAUAGAAAAGGUUGACGUUAUUACUGGAAAGAGACUGCCAGGAAGUGGUGUGGUUUCUGAAGAUAAGGUGUUGGGAAUGGCUGUGUUAGGCAAGGCUAGACAGCCUCGAGUAACAUCUCGCUGUUCUCUCGGUAAUGGCGGAUGCAGCCAUCUUUGCUUUACAACUGGAAUACGAACACGUGUCUGUGGCUGUCCUAACAAUGUAACACUAUUGGCAGAUCAGAGAACAUGUGACCUGGGAGUAACAACAACGGCAAGCAAAGUGUCAACGGCUACAACUGUAUUAACAAGCACUACAGGACUUCUCACGACUGAACUAACUACAGUAAGACAAACUACGACAGAACAACAUACAACUGAAACAACAACAGAACAACACACAACUGAACCAACUACAGAACAACACACAACUGAAUCAACUACAACAAUGCUACCUAUAACAACUGAACCGACAACUAUGCCAACUACGAAGCCACCUACGACAACUCAAAAACCAACAACAGAAGCAAAAACAACACAGAAGACAACACAAACACCAACACAAUCUACAACAACAACAGCUGCAACGACCACAAAAGAAAUAACUACAAUACUACCAACAACUCAUCGCCAAACUGUUACAUCGCCACCUAGUACGAAAAUACGUCUUGCAAACGGCGCCUCUCCCACUGAAGGGCGCGUAGAGAUUCAACACAAUGGAAAAUGGGGGACUAUCUGUGAUGAUUACUGGGACCUACGAGAUUCUACUGUAGUGUGUCGUAUGCUUGGAUUCCCAG
Molecule: messenger RNA, 2097 nt
Organism: Actinia tenebrosa (Australian red waratah sea anemone)
Lineage: Eukaryota; Metazoa; Cnidaria; Anthozoa; Actiniaria; Actiniidae
Cellular component (GO): membrane
Source: RefSeq, a predicted model, not a curated record